CCUGCCAAUUUUCUUGAGUGGAAAGUUAUAGGAGAAAAAGAGGGGGAAAGAAAUGGCGUCUAAUGGUAGAGUUUUCAGGGCAACGUUUGGAGCUCUUGUAUUUGUUGGCGUCAUCUGGUUUAUAACAGUUGGAAUCCUAGCAAACCGUGCAAGUAAAAGAUCAACAAUAACAGUUCAAUCAUCUCAAAUCUUCAAGUACUGGAAGCUGAUUGCAAGAGAGAAGCAUGCUGUUCAGUGGGAUUUCAAUCUUAAUUAUGUGAGCAAGAGAAGAGUACCUAAUGGUCCCGAUCCCAUUCAUAACAGGAGAGCAGUGAAGACAGGACAGCCACCUGGACGAGCCUAAAGCAUCAGAGGGAAUGUGAAAGCAUUGGAAAUUGUGUGGAUGGGCAAUGUACAAGAGAUUUUCUAGAUUUACGAUCCUUUCAAUUAUUAGAAAUCCCAGUUGAAAUGCGAUGGUGUCCCCCUGAACACUAUUGCCAAGUACUGCUAUAACUGGGGUCUGAGUGCUUAGAUAUUUUGUAGUUAGAUUCUCUGCAAUUCAUGCAGGUACAAUAUCAUUUUGUUCCAGCCUUAGUUAGAUUUGUGGUGAUUAGUUUUUGAAAAGAUAUAUAUGGAGGAGGUUAGUAAAUUAAGUUCUUUUGUUCACUCCAAUGUUCCAAACAUUCUCUUAAGAGCUAGCUCCAACAUGGUCAGUUUCUCCCAGACAAAAAUGCAUGAGAAGCCUGAGAAAGAUUGAGCUUUUGGAGGUAUCCCCAACUAAGUGUUUGCUUGUCCUUACUUGAAUACUUUAGAAAGAGAUUCAUGGGAAGGAAUUUACUUUGCAAGGAAAAAAAAGAAGAAAAAAAGCAAAGUAGAUACAAUAAGAGAAAGGAACACUAUCCUAAAAAGGUUCUAUCUCAAUACGCGAUGAGUGAAGCCUGUAACAUAUUUUAUUAAUCCUGCUUGUUGUUGCUUUGGUUUGGCAUUUCUUUUUCUUUGAAGUGGUUUGUUUGAUUUGUGCUCCCAACUAAAGCAAUUCCCAUAUCAAUUGUAUUCUUUUUCUUGCU
Molecule: messenger RNA, 1046 nt
Organism: Quercus robur (English oak)
Lineage: Eukaryota; Viridiplantae; Streptophyta; Magnoliopsida; Fagales; Fagaceae
Product: CLAVATA3/ESR (CLE)-related protein 25
Exons: 2
Coding region: 53-343 (96 amino acids)
Source: RefSeq, a predicted model, not a curated record